Paramuricea clavata is the source of this 677-nucleotide messenger RNA. NCBI's taxonomy places the organism in Eukaryota, Metazoa, Cnidaria, Anthozoa, Malacalcyonacea, Plexauridae. The record is from the annotation of a GenBank genome assembly.
AUGUCAGAAAAGUUGGCAGACUGUAAGAUGACAAUUGCCGAAGAGAUAAAGCGGAACGCGAAUGAGCGUGUCCUGGCAUUGCGAGACGCGGAAGAGAAGCUCUUGGGACGGCUGGAGAUUGUUUACACUGGAAAGCAGAAAGUUCUUGGUCUGCAGAGAGAUGGUUUGGAAUUGGAGCUUGGCAAAAUCUCAGGAUGUUGUGAGUUUGCUGAAAAUGUCUUGAAAUAUGAGAACGAAGUGGAAAUCUUAAAGAAUUUAAGCGCUAUUGAGGUAUGUUGCAUUUAACUUUAUUUUUAUACAGUUAUAAGUCAUUUAUAAGCAGCUCUGUCACACGUAGCGUGAUUAGGUAACAAGCAAUUAAGCAAAGCAACAGUUAUUAGUUAAUAUUCUGCCAAUACUCGAUCCCGAGGAAGAUGACACAAUCCAGUAUACCGCUGAUCCACACUAUUUGCGUACUGUGUCCCAGUAUCUUGGUAUUAUCCACGCCAGUAGCACGUUUGCCUCACUGUCCUUCGCAGUGGAUGAUGGGAUAUCCACAGCAAGAGUGAAGGUCGAGGUAAGCUUUCUGGUGAUAACUAAGGAUCGUCAUGGCAACAGGAAAGAGGGUGGUGAUAGGUUGAAUGUUUUGGUACGACAGCCUGAUGGCACCAUUUCGAAGUCGAAAGUCAAGGAUGAAG